Thunnus maccoyii (southern bluefin tuna) is the source of this 8602-nucleotide messenger RNA. RefSeq lists its product as uncharacterized. Lineage: Eukaryota; Metazoa; Chordata; Actinopteri; Scombriformes; Scombridae. Bases 845 to 8602 code for a protein of 2585 amino acids. The record is from RefSeq and is a predicted model, not a curated record. The transcript is spliced from 4 exons.
UGUUGUCACUGUAGCUCAGAAUGGACAAACCAAACACUGGUUCUAGAGAGGGCCUUUCAGUUUUUUUUUUGCAAGUCUCACAGCCACUGUAGAUUCUCCUACAAGCUUGGAAGGGGUAUUCAGUUGGUUGCAUUCUACAGCCUCACCACUAGGCGCCACCAAAUCCUACAUACUGGUUAUGGUCAAGUUCAUGUAACGUUUUAUUUGUUUUUGUUUGCUUCUUUUUUUUUUUCUUUUUUUUUUAUAAAUAUCCAUUGACAUAAAUUGCUAGCUAAAGGUUACUCUGAGAUGCAUAAGAGAAAUAUAGUUUAUACCAGUGACAGAAAACAGACUCACAGCAAAUGUUGGAAAUACCGGUGCUGUUAUUUGCAGACUAUCUUGAAGCCUAAAACAUCAUCAGACAUCAUCUGUAACUGUAUUUUACCAUAUGUCACUUUUCCAAAAGAAGGCAUUUAUUCUCAAUUCAUUCUCUGAGCUCUGACAAUUUAUGCUGAUGCAGUUAACUUGUUCAAUAAAUGUUUUUCCAAGGUGACAUUAUCUCCUCUUUGCCUGUGCUUUGUUGGAUAGUUAAUAAGAUACGAGAAAAAACUGGCCAUGUGCAAUGAGAUUUUUGAAAAGUAUGAAAAAUGUAACUCGAUUCAUUUCAGGAAGUACGGUAUGUUGUUGCUGUUAGGUGAUAGAACUGCAAGUGUAACCCACACAGGAAGCUUUCAGUCAUGGUUGCAUUAAAAGGAACACCCAUGUGUGAAUUCUAACUACCGUUCAGCAGAGGCUGAUACUUGACAUUGCGAAGUAGCUCGUGAGACAACUGAAGUGCCAGAUUUGGGUGGAUGAAAGACUUGUCAUGUCUGCUCAGAGUGGAAAGAAAAAAAGAUGGGGCUCACGUCGCCGUGGGGGAAACCAAAGUGAAAGAUCAGAGCCUGAUGAGUUCCAUGUAAAGGACAGUACCUCUGUAGUGCAAGCCAGCAUACCAGAAGAAAAUACUGAAUCAUUAAAUAUGUUAUCUAAUUCUGACUAUUCCCAAUUGGAAACCAAACAUCCACCUUCACCAGAACUUAUAGGGAACAGAAGAAAACUUGGAUCUAGCCGUAGAAGUAAAGGAAGACAGCAUGUCACUUCUGUUACUGAACCAUACAACAAACCUAGAGAGGAAGUUGAGGAAAAUACAAGUAAUGAAACCUUUGAACCAACACAAAUGUCACUAGCAAUACAACCUGAGAGGCAUACAGAAUUAAGUCAAGGAAAUGAGCAUGAUAUCUUCUAUGUGACACACGAUAGCUCUUUGUAUUCAGUCACUACGCCAGGUUAUUCUUCUGAGGUUUAUAACCCCAGCGGUUCAGAGGUUGACUUGGAAAGUUUAAUUCCCAAAAAUGAAAAUCUGCAAGCAGAGCAUGAUCAAACAGAGACUGACUGUGAAGUGGUGUCUGAUUCUUGUAAAAUCAUGCUGGGAGGAACAAACAAAUCUGACACACUCGAGAGUGCAGAAGUCAGUGAUCAAGUCGAACAAAAUGCGCAUCAUGUUGGCACCUCUGAUUUUAUUAGUUCCAGUUUAUAUUUAAGCUCUACAGUUGAUCAGGAGCUAAUUGACCAAUUAAAAUCCAGGGAGAUGCCAGGAGAAGAACUCCCCAGUGUUGAUUCUGUAACAGAUACAGAAAACAAGAAAAGAGAUGAUGAUACAGACUUGUUAAGGCAAGAUGGAAAUUUACAGGGCAACUAUUUGGUCAGUGAGUCAUAUGUUAAGUCAGAAGAUAUAGAGUUUUCUUCCACACCAGAGACAACCACCGAUAAAAGCAGUUUCGGGGAAAACACUGAAAUUGAAAACAAUGUUGAGCGAGCAACAUUUUCAUUACCAACAGAGGAGUUGUCUACAAAUGAGGAACUAAAUGAGCGCUUCAACUUAUCUGAAGUCAAAGAUGAUCAGCAUUCAGAGGAUGCUGUAAAUAAAGAGCACAAACAGGAGGUUAAGGCAACACAAAUGCAAGAGAUGCAUCAAAUUGAUUACUCCUCUGAAAGUGUGAUACAUGAUGCCACAGAAAAGUCAGAUACUUGCCCUGAAAACCUGAUUGACCAAGCUGAAAUCAGGGACACAUAUCAAUCUGAGUUGAGUGUGAAAAGUCCUGAUGAUUCUGUUCCUAAGCAGGAAAUUUCAAAUCCUGAUGAAAAUCAGGAUGAGCAUCACAGUAAAGAACGCAAUAUGGAGGCUUUUGAUCAGAGAAAUGAGGAUGAUCAUGUAUCUAAUAAAAGAAAAAUGGGGUCUAGCCGACGAAAUAAAGGAAGACGACACAUCAAGGACUCUGUUGCUGAAUCAUACCACAAACCUACAGAGGAAGUUGAUCAUGUAUCUAAUACCAAGGAACCUUGGAUCAGCAACAUAGCACCAUGUCAGGUAUAUGAGGGUGAAGGCCAAGUAGAGGACGACAUAAAACCCAGCGCUGAAGAAAAAGUUCAUCAGGUGAAGGAGGGAAUAAUCUCUGAAUUUGAGGAGGGCAAAUCCUCUUUACAAAACCUGCAAUCAGAAAUAAAUGCUCCUUUGGACUCCCAACCUCAAGGUGAUUCUAUAAGCAUAGAAGAGCAAACUGACAGCAGCCUCAACCCCAUUGGGAACAGGAGGAAAAUGGGGUCUAGCCGACGAAAUAAAGGAAAACGACACAUCAAGGACUCUGUUGCUGAAUCAUACCACAAACCUACAGAGGAAGUUGUUGAAAAUAUGAGGGGCAGUGAAGCCUUUGAAACAACGAAAAUAUCAUUAGCAACAGAGCCAGUAUGGCAAGAACAAUUAAGUCAAGAGAUUGAGCCUGACAUGACACAUGACAACUCUUUGUAUUCAGCCACUACACCCGGUUAUUCUUCUGAGGUUCAGAACCUCACUACAACAAACCAUCCAGAGACUGUCCUUGAAGGUUUACUUCCCGAAAGCGGAAAUCUGCAAGCAGAUGAUGAUGAAAGAGAGACUGACUCUGCAGUGGUGUCUGAUGUUUGUAAAUCUGUGGAAACUACGCUGGAAGAAAGAGACAAAUCUGACACUCCUCAGACUGAAGACAUUAGUGAUCAAGUCAAAGAAACAUCACAUCUUGUUGACAUCUCUGCAUUGACUAGUAUAAGUGUACAAUCAAGUUCAACAGCAGAUCAACAGCUGAAUGCCCAAUCAAUUUCCAGGGAGAUGUCAAAUGAAGAACUCCCCAGUGUUUAUUCUAUAACAGAUACAGAAAACAAGGAAAGAGAUGACGACACAAACUUGUUGAGGCAAGAUGGAAUUUUACAGGUUAACUAUUUGACAUGUGAGUCACAUGUAGAAUCAGAAGAUGUAGAGUUUUCUACCACACCAGAGGUAACCACCGAUAAAACCAGCUUCGGGGAAAAUACUGAAAUUGAAUACAAUGUUGAGCAAGCAACAUUUUCAUUACCAACAGAGGUGUUGUCUACAAAUGAGGGACUAAAUGAGCAUUUCAACUUAUCUGAGGUCAAAGAUGAUCAGCUUUCAGAGGAUGCUGUAAAUAAAGAGCACAAACAGGAGGUUAAGGCAUCACAAAUGCAAGAGAUGCAUCAAAUUGAUUACUCCUCUGAAAAUGUGAUACAAGAUGCCACAGAAAAGUCUGAUACCUGCUCUGAAAACCUGAUUGACCAAGCUGAAAUCAGGGACACGUAUCAAUCUGAGUUGAGUGUGAAAAGUUCUGAUGAUUCUGUUCCUAAGCAGGAAAUUUCAAAUCCCGACGAAAAUCAGGAUGAGCAUCACAUUAAAGAACGCAAUAUGGAGGCUUUGGAUCAGAGAAAUGAGGAUGAUCAUGUAUCUAAUACCAAGGAACCUUUGAUCAGCAACAUAGCACCAUGUCAGGUAUAUGAGGGUGAAGGCCAAGUAGAGGACGACAUACAACCUAGUGCUGAAGAAAAAGUUCAUCAGGAAAGGGAAGAACUCCUUCAUAAAGUUGAGGAGAGAGAAUAUUAUUUACAAAACCUGCAAUCAGAAAUAAAUGCUACUUUGGACUCCCAACCUCAGGGUGAUUCUAUAAGCAUAGAAGAGCAAACUGACAGCAGCCUCAACCCCAUUGGGAACAGGAGGAAAAUGGGGUCUAGCCGACGAAAUAAAGGAAAACGACACAUCAAGGACUCUGUUGCUGAAUCAUACCACAAACCUACAGAGGAAGUUGUUGAAAAUAUGAGGAGCAGUGAAGCCUUUGAAACAACAAAAAUAUCAUUAGCAACAGAGCCAGUAUGGCAAGAAGAAUUAAGUCAAGAGAUUGAGCCUGAAAUGACACAUGACAACUCUUUGUAUUCAGCCACUACACCUGGUUAUUCUUCUGAGGUUCAGAACCUCACUACAACAAACCAUCCAGAGACUGUCCUUGAAGGUUUACUUCCCGAAAGCGGAAAUUUGCAAGCAGAUGAUGAUGAAAGAAAGACUGACUCUGCAGUGGUGUCUCAUGUUUGUAAAUCUGUGGAAACUACGCUGGAAGAAAGAGACAAAUCUGACACUCCUCAGACUGAAGACAUUAGUGAUCAAGUCAAAGAAACAUCACAUCUUGUUGACAUCUCUGCAUUGACUAGUAUAAGUGUACAUUCAAGUUCAACAGCAGAUCAACAGCUGAAUGACCAAUCAAUUUCCAGGGAGAUGUCAAAUGAAGAACUCCCCAGUGUUUAUUCUAUAACAGAUACAGAAAACAAGGAAAGAGAUGACGACACAAACUUGUUGAGGCAAGAUGGAAUUUUACAGGUUAACUAUUUGACAUGUGAGUCACAUGUAGAAUCAGAAGAUGUAGAGUUUUCUACCACACCAGAGGUAACCACCGAUAAAACCAGCUUCGGGGAAAAUACUGAAAUUGAAUACAAUGUUGAGCAAGCAACAUUUUCAUUACCAACAGAGGUGUUGUCUACAAAUGAGGGACUAAAUGAGCAUUUCAACUUAUCUGAGGUCAAAGAUGAUCAGCUUUCAGAGGAUGCUGUAAAUAAAGAGCACAAACAGGAGGUUAAGGCAUCACAAAUGCAAGAGAUGCAUCAAAUUGAUUACUCCUCUGAAAAUGUGAUACAAGAUGCCACAGAAAAGUCUGAUACCUGCUCUGAAAACCUGAUUGACCAAGCUGAAAUCAGGGACACGUAUCAAUCUGAGUUGAGUGUGAAAAGUUCUGAUGAUUCUGUUCCUAAGCAGGAAAUUUCAAAUCCCGACGAAAAUCAGGAUGAGCAUCACAUUAAAGAACGCAAUAUGGAGGCUUUGGAUCAGAGAAAUGAGGAUGAUCAUGUGUCUAAUACCAAGGAACCUUGGAUCAGCAACAUAGCACCAUGUCAGGUAUAUGAGGGUGAAGGCCAAGUAGAGGACGACAUACAACCUAGUGCUGAAGAAAAAGUUCAUCAGGAAAGGAAAGAACUCCUUCAUAAAGUUGAGGAGAGAGAAUAUUAUUUACAAAACCUGCAAUCAGAAAUAAAUGCUACUUUGGACUCCCAACCUCAGGGUGAUUCUAUAAGCAUAGAAGAGCAAACUGACAGCAGCCUCAACCCCAUUGGGAACAGGAGGAAAAUGGGGUCUAGCCGACGAAAUAAAGGAAAACGACACAUCAAGGACUCUGUUGCUGAAUCAUACCACAAACCUACAGAAGAAGUUGUUGAAAAUAUGAGGGGCAGUGAAGCCUUUGAAACAACUAAAAUAUCAUUAGCAACAGAGCCAGUAUGGCAAGAACAAUUAAGUCAAGAGAUUGAGCCUGAAAUGACACAUGACAACUCUUUGUAUCCAGCCACUACACCUGGUUAUUCUUCUGAGGUUCAGAACCUCACUACAACAAACCAUCCAGAGACUGUCCUUGAAGGUUUACUUACCAAAAGUGAAAAUGUGCAAGCACAUGAUGAUGAAAGAAAGACUGACUCUACAGUGUUGUCUGAUGUUUGUGAAUCUGUAGAAACUAUGCUGGAAGAAAGAGACAAAUCUGACACUCCUCAGACUGAGGACAUUAGUGAUCAAGUCAAAGAAACAUCACAUCUUGUUGGCAUCUCUGCGUUGACUAGUAUAAGUGUACAUUCAAGUUCAACAGCAGAUCAACAGCUGAAUGACCAAUCUCAUUCCAGGGAGAUGUCAAAUGAAGAACUCCCCAGUGUUUAUUCUAUAACAGAUACAGAAAACAAGGAAAGAGAUGACAACACAAACUUGUUGAGGCAAGAUGGAAUUUUACAGGUUAACUAUUUGACACGUGAGUCACAUGUAGAAUCAGAAGAUGUAGAGUUUUCUACCACACCAGAGGUAACCACCGAUAAAACCAGCUUCGGAGAAAACACUGAAAUUGAAUACAAUGUUGAGCAAGCAACAUUUUCAUUACCAACAGAGGAGUUGUCUACAAAUGAGGAACUAAAUGAGCAUUUCAACUUAUCUGAGGUCAAAGAUGAUCAGCUUUCAGAGGAUGCUGUAAAUAAAGAGCACAAACGGGAGGUUAAGGCAUCACAAAUGCAAGAGAUGCAUCAAAUUGAAUACUCCUCUGAAAGUGUGAUACAUGAUGCCACAGAAAAGUCUGAUACCUGCUCUGAAAACCUGAUUGACCAAGCUGAAAUCAGGGACACGUAUCAAUCUGAGUUGAGUGUGAAAAGUACUGAUGAUUCUGCUACCGAGCAGGACAUUUCAAAUCCUGAUGACAAACAGGAUGAGCAUUCCAUUGAAGAAAGCAAUAUGCAGGCUUUGAACCAGAGAAAUGAGGAUGAUCAUGUAUCUAAUACCAAGGAACCUUGGAUCAACAACAUAGCACCAUGUCAGGUAUAUGAGGGUGAAGGCCAGGUAGAGGACGACAUACAACCCAGUGCUGAAGAAACAGUUCAUCAGGUGAAGGAGGGAAUCCUUUCUGAAUUUGAGGAGGGCAAAUCCUCUUUACAAACCCAGCAAUCAGAAAUAAAUGCUACUUUGGACUCCCAACCUCACGGUGAUUCUAUAAGCAUAGAAGAGCAAACUGACAGCAGCUUCAACCCCAUUAGGAACAGAAGGAAAAUGGGGUCUAGCCGACGAAAUAAAGGAAGACGAUACAUCAAGGACCCUGCUGCUGAAUCAUACUAUGAACCUACAGAGGAAGUUGUUGAAAAUAUGAGGGGCAGUGAAGCCUUUGAAACAACUAAAAUAUCAUUAGCAACAGAGCCAAUAUGGCAAGAACAAUUAAGUCAAGAGAGUGAGCCUGAAAUGACACAUGACAACUCUUUGUAUUCAGCCACUACACCUGGUUAUUCUUCUGAGGUUCAGAACCUCACUACAACAAACCAUCCAGAGACUGUCCUUGAAGGUUUACUUACCAAAAGUGAAAAUGUGCAAGCACAUGAUGAUGAAAGAGAGACUGACUCUGCAGUGUUGUCUGAUGUUUGUAAAUCUGUGGAAACUAUGCUGGAAGAAAGAGACAAAUCUGACACUCCUCAGACUGAGGACAUUAGUGAUCAAGUCAAAGAAACAUCACAUCUUGUUGGCAUCUCUGCGUUGACUAGUAUAAGUGUACAUUCAAGUUCAACAGCAGAUCAACAGCUGAAUGACCAAUCCAAUUCCAGGGAGAUGUCAAAUGAAGAACUCCCCAGUGUUUAUUCUAUAACAGAUACAGAAAACAAGGAAAGAGAUGACGACACAAACAUGUUGAGGCAAGAUGGAAUUUUACAGGUUAACUAUUUGACAUGUGAGUCACAUGUAGAAUCAGAAGAUGUAGAGUUUUCUACCACACCAGAGGUAACCACCGAUAAAACCAGCUUCGGAGAAAAUACUGAAAUUGAAUACAAUGUUGAGCAAGCAACAUUUUCAUUACCAACAGAGGAGUUGUCUACAAAUGAGGAACUAAAUGAGCAUUUCAACUUACCUGAGGUCAAAGAUGAUCAACAUUCAGAGGAUGCUGUAAAUAAAGAGCACAAACAGGAGGUUAAGGCAUCACAAAUGCAAGAGAUGCAUCAAAUUGAUUACUCCUCUGAAAGUGUGAUACAUGAUGCCACAGAAAAGUCUGAUACUUGCCCUGAAAACCUGAUUGACCAAGCUGAAAUCAGGGACACGUAUCAAUCUGAGUUGAGUGUGAAAGAUACUGAUGAUUCUGCUACCGAGCAGGACAUUUCAAAUCCUGUUGACAAACAGGACGACAUACAACCCAGUGCUGAAGAAACAGUUCAUCAGGUGAAGGAGGGAAUCCUUUCUGAAUUUGAGGAGGGCAAAUCCUCUUUACAAACCCAGCAAUCAGAAAUAAAUGCUACUUUGGACUCCCAACCUCACGGUGAUUCUAUAAGCAUAGAAGAGCAAACUGACAGCAGCUUCAACCCCAUUAGGAACAGAAGGAAAAUGGGGUCUAGCCGACGAAAUAAAGGAAGACGAUACAUCAAGGACCCUGCUGCUGAAUCAUACUAUGAACCUACAGAGGAAGUUGUUGGAAAUACCAGGGAUAAUGAAAUCCUUCAUGCAAUGAAAAGAUCACUAAUUAUAGAGGCACCCAUGGAGGAAAAAUCAGUGGAAACCAUGCUGGAAGAAAUGGACAAAUUAGACACUUCUCAGACCGACGAGGUUAGCGAACAAGUAAAAGAAAAUGCACAAGAGAUGCCAAAUGAAGAGCUUCCCAAUGUUUAUUCUGUAACAUAUACAGAGUACAAGGAAAGAGAUGAGGACACAGAAUUGAUGAUUCUGUGA